UCACGCCUCUCGAGUUUCACUCCGACGCGUGCUCUGCGCCUCCUGCUUUGUGUUGUCAGGCAGAAAGACGCAGCAGUCAGGGUGGCGUGUGUCCUGAUACACGGGCACCAAGUCUGCGCCCACGACCAAACAACAGCCCCAGCACUUUUUAGCCUCUGCAGAAGUAACCAGCUAGCAUCCAUCUCUCUGCUACGAUGUCGGUGAGUGUGGAGUCUGGAUUCUCGAGCGAGGAGGUCCUGAACAGCCGCUUCCCGCUCCACCGGGCUUGCAGGGAUGGAGACGUCGGUGCCUUGUGCUCCCUCCUUCAGUGCACAUCCAACCCGGCUGACUUGGCGGUGGAGGACACCUUCUACGGCUGGACGCCCAUACAUUGGGCCGCUCAUUUCGGAAAGCUGGAGUGUGUGAUGCGUCUGGUCCAAGUGGGCAGUGGUGUGAAUGCGGUCACCUCCAGGUUUGCACAGACGCCCACUCACAUUGCCGCAUUUGGAGGCCACCCUGAGUGUUUGUUAUGGCUACUUCAAGCCGGUGCAGAUAUCAACAGACAGGACUAUGUGGGCGAGACGCCCAUCCACAAGGCUGCUCGUGCGGGCAGUCUGGAGUGUAUCAACGCUCUCUUGAUUCAGGGAGCGAAAGCUGAUAUGAGGAAUGCCAGUGGGCUGACUGCUGCUGACCUGGCCCACGCGCAGGGAUUCCAGGAGUGUGCUGAAAUUCUCUCCAAUGCCCAGAACUUCCAACAAAACAUGGCUCACUCCCAUAAUGGGGCUUUUCUGAAUGGCAUGGCCCGGAAUGGGGGCCACACUCACCCCACCAUCCAAGGACGCAGCUUCUUGAAUGGCGUGCCCAACAGAAAGAGGUCUUUUGAUGGCAUGGAAGCAAACCCAGGGAAAAAGGCUCGACCUAAUGGUCUCUGCACGGCACCUAUAUUGCUGAAUGGGAAUGGGCCACUGGGUGGUGCUGAAGAUGCCCAGAUGGAGAGCAUGAACAUGGAGUUGGCAGCAACUGUAACCUCAGGUGGGCCAGGAACCUUUGCAUUUGGGCAGAAUGGGUUUGCACCACCUCAAGGGCCGGGGCCCAUGGAUCAGUGUGAGGACCAGGGGGGACAGGACAGGUCGAGCUCUGCGUCUAAAGAGCUGGAGGUCAUCACUGUGGCGUCAAUGCAGACCCCUUGUCGCUGCACCAACUCUUACGCCUACCUGUAGAGGGUUUGAGUGUGAAAUAACACACUCUGAUGUUCCCGUUUGUAUUGUUUGGCUAUAAUUUCUUUGCUUUAAUAACAUAAAACAGUAUAUUUGUUGCAUUUGAUUUGGUGGUGAGCAGCAUAUGAAAGAUGUGUAGUAGUAUGUGAGUGUGGUGUAUUUUCUACUUUUCCAUGUACAUAAUUAUACUCGGAUGGAUAAAAGUAUUAAGAUUUCUUUUGCUAUACAGUUAUAUGUGCAUAUAUAUUCAGUGCAUCCGUCCAGUUCUACAAAUAAUUGUCAUGUACUCCUUGUUUUUUAGGUUUAUAUUUAAAGGGUGGUUUUGUUUUGCACAAUUAUACAGCAAUGUUUGCACCAGCAGUGCACAUGUAGUUAAUAUUGGCUUCAUAGAAAACAAUUACCACUGUUUAAAAGCAGUCUUAAUUAUUCAUUGUUUCAUAAUAACUAAAAAUAUUGGCCUUAGACUGGGAAUGCCAGCGAAUUUCAGUAGCAUUUCCUAGAUUUACAGAAUUGACUUGUGUAUAUAUAUAUAUUGACUUAUAUACUCCUGCAGCACGUUAGAAAAAAAGGAUUUUUUUUCAGUUUUCUCCCCCAGUUUGUUACAUUUUUUAUAAAGUUUAAUAGGUCAAGUACUUUUGAUUUAAUAAAGAAAAGUUUAAUUGGUGACAUUUAUGUAAAACUGACGAGUGCAUAUACACCGUGAUAAAGCCGUGAUACACCGGUGUAUAUACACCGAGGAAAUGUCUCCUGGUGUUUCGCAUUAGCUGAAGCUGUUUUAUAUUCAAGAAUGACUUUAUGCCAAAGCAUAUCCCAACAUGAAUGUAGCUUGCAAAGUAUAAAUGAUUCACUGUGCAGCUUUCUUGUAGUUUGUAGAUGUGCUGUACUAAGAUUAGCGGUCCAUGAGUUUUGGGUUUGGUUAUUGCUGUUUUUUCCUUUGUGUUUAUUGGAUCAGAAUAUAGUGAAUGUUUACUGUGUGCGCAUUAGCAAAUUUUGUAGUCAAGUAGCAGGGCUUGCACAUGUGUAUGCUACAUAUAAUACCCAGUAUGAGUUUGAAAUUUGACAAUUGGCUAUUUUACAAUCAGUAGUUGUGUAUAAGCAGUACUGCUCAGGAGAGUUUGCAUGGAUUUCCACUUUUGCAAAAAGCCUUAUUUCUUGAGUAAUUCAACAACAGCUUAAUGUACAUUAUUUCCAACUUUUCUAGGUAUUGAGAAAUUCUACGUUCUGUAUUUUGUAGUCCUGUUUCGUCUUGAAAGUGGUUUCUGUUUUUGUUUUACAUGGCAGCAGGUUUUAGUGUGUAGUCUUUCAGUUUGGAACAUCCAGUGCUUGGUACUGAGCAGGUGUAGCUUUGUACUUGACUGUGUGAAAUCAUUAAAUGUCGAUACAUUUUAUAAACAUGA
This is a messenger RNA of Acanthochromis polyacanthus (spiny chromis), 2593 nucleotides long. It is a transcript of the gene ankrd10b, whose product is annotated as ankyrin repeat domain 10b. Bases 195 to 1199 code for a protein of 334 amino acids. Gene Ontology annotation, molecular function: protein binding. Lineage: Eukaryota; Metazoa; Chordata; Actinopteri; Pomacentridae. The transcript has 5 exons. The record is from RefSeq and is a predicted model, not a curated record.